AUGGACAGGGCUGGGUGGCAGCGGGCGCUGCUCCUCCUUGCCGUCUGCCUCGCCCGCUUCUUCCUCACUGCCGUGGAGAGCAGCCACUGGUGUGAGGGGACCCGGAGGGUGGCCAAGCCCCUGAGGCAGAACCAGCCACAUGGGCCCCACUACAUUCACUACACUGGCAGGAGGGACGACGAGAGCCAGGCUGUCCAGUACAUUUGGAAGGUGGGAGACGACAAGUUCGUCCAGUACAGGUUCCACGUGUGGCUCUGGCAGUCAUGCGUGGAGAGCUUGUUCUGCGCAGGUGAGAAGUGUAGCAGUUUCCAGAGUAUAAUACCAGUUUAAGAAAAAGGUGUUUUGGGGUUGUCUAUAGGGGCUGAGAUCCUGAAUAUCCUUCUGAUGUUGGCAAGUGCCAUCCUCCUGGGCUUCAGAGUGACUUAUCAUGACUCUGGGUUCAACUGGCUCAAGGUGGAUGCCUCUGUAGCCAUCCUCAUGGUGCUUGCAGGGCUCCUAGGCAUGGUGGACCACAUGACAUAUACAACGAUUGUUCAAAUCCUUGGACCAGAAGAUAGGAGGCCACAACCAUGGGACUAUGGCUGGUCAUACUGCCUCACCUGGGGUUCUUCAGCCCUCUGCAUGGCUGUAUCUGCCACGGCCACGAGCAGAUACACCUCAGCCCACCUGGAAUUCACAGAGAAGCAGAGGGUACAGAAGGGCAGUCCGCACCCUCAGCACUACUUCCCAGAACCUGAGGCUUCAGAGACUGUUCGGGAAAGAGGAGCUGCUUAGCCUGCUGGACAUGCCCUUGUGAAUGGAUCUGGGCCCCUGCCACCAGGUACCCCAGGCAGAGUGUCUGUGUGCUAG
Messenger RNA from Trichechus manatus latirostris (Florida manatee), 849 nucleotides. RefSeq names its product GSG1 like 2 (gene GSG1L2). The record is from RefSeq and is a predicted model, not a curated record. Gene Ontology annotation, cellular component: plasma membrane. NCBI's taxonomy places the organism in Eukaryota, Metazoa, Chordata, Mammalia, Sirenia, Trichechidae.